Molecule: messenger RNA, 1215 nt
Organism: Hansenula anomala
Lineage: Eukaryota; Fungi; Ascomycota; Saccharomycetes; Phaffomycetales; Wickerhamomycetaceae
Gene: CDC11
Product: septin CDC11
Exons: 1
Coding region: 1-1215 (404 amino acids)
Biological process (GO): protein localization to bud neck; cytoskeleton-dependent cytokinesis; division septum assembly
Cellular component (GO): cytosol; septin complex; septin ring
Molecular function (GO): GTPase activity; molecular adaptor activity; GTP binding
Source: RefSeq, a predicted model, not a curated record
AUGGUUGCUGUUACAUCUGCUGCUUUAAGAAAGAGAAAGACCUUGAAAAAAGGUAUUCAAUUCACCGUUAUGGUUGUUGGUCAAUCUGGUACUGGUAGAUCAACUUUUAUCAAUAGUUUAUGUGGCCAACAAGUUGUUGAUACCAGUAGCACAAUUCCAUUACCAACAGAUGAUUCUACUGAAAGAGACUUCAACUUGAGAGAGGAAACAGUUGAAUUGGAAGAUAAUGAAGGUGUCAAGAUUUUACUUUCCAUAAUUGAUACACCAGGUUUUGGUGAUUCAUUAGAUAAUUCAUCAAGUUUCAACAUUAUAACAGACUAUCUCAAACAUCAAUAUGAUGAAAUCUUAUUGGAAGAGAGUAGAGUUAGAAGAAAUCCUAGAUUUAAAGAUUCAAGAGUUCAUGCUGUUUUAUAUUUCAUUAAUCCAACUGGUCAUGGGUUAAAAGAAUUGGAUAUUCAUUUAUUAAAACAAUUAUCAGGAUUGGCUAAUAUUAUUCCAGUUAUUAGUAAAUCAGAUUCAUUAACACGUGAAGAAUUGAUUUUAAACAAGAAAUUGAUAUUGGAAGAUCUAAAAUAUCAUCAAAUUGAAUAUUAUAAUUUCCCAUAUGAUUUAGAAAACGAUGAUAAUGAAACCAUCGAUACAAAUUCUUAUCUAAGAUCAUUAAUUCCAUUUUCAGUCAUUGGAUCAAAUCAAGUGUUUGAAGUUGAUGGAGAAUUGAUUAGAGGGAGAAAAUAUCCUUGGGGUUUUAUCAAUAUUGAAGAUCAUGAAUCAUCAGAUUUUGUGAUACUUAGAAACUUGUUAUUGAUCAGUCAUUUACAAGACUUGAAAGAUUAUACACAUGAAAUCUUGUAUGAAAGAUAUAGAACUGAAGCUUUGAGUGGCGGAGGGUUACCAGAACAUCUAAGUACACAAUUAAAUUCAGCAUCUGCAAGUGUUAGAUCUCCAUAUGCUGAAGAUUUGAAAUCACCAAGUAUUAAACAAGAAGAUAAUGCUUCAAUCAGUACACCAAGCUUAAACAAUAAUCAUAAUGAUACUUAUUUAGCUCGUGAGGAACAGAUUAGAUUGGAAGAGGAAAGAUUAAAAGCUUUUGAAGAAAGAGUUCAAAAAGAUUUAUUACAAAAGAAACAAGAAUUGUUAGCAAGGGAACGUGAAUUAAGAGAAAUUGAGGAAAGAUUAGAGAAAGAAGGUUCUGUUAAACCUGAACCACUUGAAUAA